GUGUUAUUAAACACAUGUGGGAAUCGGGCGCUCUGAUUGGACGGGAGAUCGUAUGUGGGCGUGACCUAUGGAGAAUUCUGCAAGAACACAAACACAGCCCACAGGAGCGAGAGAAACACAGAGAAAGUAACCUAUACAUCUGUAUAAGCGCUGCAUUUAAAUAGCUUUGUUCUGUAUCGAUCUAGAUGACAAAUUAAACACGCAAAACCCGAUGAGAUGCAAUUAUGCUCGUGCACUCUGUAAAUAAUAAUAAUAUUGAGAUGAUAUUGCGUCUUGUGUUAUUUCUCCUGUGUGCGCGUGCUUGAUGCAACAGCGUUACGUUGUUCAGCUUGAUACUGAUAUAGAGACGUAAGAAAAGUGAGACAUGGGAUCGAAGCUGACCAGGCAGGGUAGUUUGGACAGCCAGUCGACUUUCUUUCGGAGGGGACACCAGCAUCACGAGCGCUCCGAAGACGCGGAGAAGAUGAGCAGAAGAAGAGGAAGAGGAGAGUUGUUGUUCAGUUCAAUGAUGCUCAGAUCGGACAAGCUGCCCGGGAUGCUGCGCAGAUCCAGAAGUCCCAGUCCGUAUGUGCGGAGAGUGGCUUGGGUUCGGGAGAUCCAAACCCAGCUGAAAGAGCAAAAGGUGGAACAAGCCAUCGACGUGUUGAAACUGCUUAGAAAGGACUUGGGUCUUGAGGGAACAUCUCUUAAUGAGAUCCUCUACAAAAAUGCCGCCUUCCUCAACCUGGUGGAUCCGAUAUCCCACGAGCUCCUUCUCAAUUUGGCCCGGGACAUGCAGUGUCCGAAACGGGAUUCUGAUGCUCUCAAGUCCUCUGAGAAGAUCUGCAGACAGCUCAUCUAUCACCUGACCCCACACUCCAAGUGGACCAAACAGAACGUGCCCAGGAGAAAGUCUCAGGCCUGCCUUAAAACUACACUGACAAAGAAAUUAGCCAAUGAUACAGUGGAUUUGUCUGGUAUCGCUCUCUCUGGCCGUGAUUUGCAUCGUGUGGCAUAUUACCUUCAGAACAACGGUUCAUCAGUGACAGCAGUGGACCUCAGCUUCACAGAGCUCUUGGACGAAAGCCUGCGACUUCUUUUACCAUUUUUAGGGGUGCUACCCAAACUCUCCACACUUGCCGUCAACGGUAACCGAUUGACUGUAGCUAUUCUUAAAGAUCUGAUAGAGAUGGUCAAGGACCCCAAGAGGUUUCCCAGUUUGGCCUGGGUGGACCUAGGCAACAAUGUGGACAUCUUUACUGUGCCCCAGCCAUUGUUGGUCGCUCUACGCCGACGAUUUGGAUUGAGGAGCAGCCUGCCUACCAUUUAUGAGUACAGUGAAGGCCACAGCAGUAGCUACUACCUAGAGACAUCUACUGAAGAAAUAAGUGUGUUUGAGGAGAAAGAACAGGAUGAAGACGACGCAAUGGAUGAUCAUUUGGUUCAGGAGACCUGGAAUGUAGAGGAGAAGAAUGAGACCAUUACGUUGCAUUUCUGUGAAAGAUGAUGGGACGUAGUUCCUAACUCUUCUUAUCAUCCUAGUUUUCACAAACUAAACCACUCCAAUUUCACAAAUCCUUGAAGGAGCAAUGUGCUAAUAAACAGAAUGACCUUGUAAAAUCAAGAGUCAAGAGGAGAAUGGUAGACGAGAAUGGAUGAAAUAAAACUCUUUCACUCCAAUGUCUCAAACACACAAUUCACAUGCCUGACUUUGUUCUUAAUCUUAAUGCUAUAACAAGCAGAGUCUGUCCCAUUUUCCUCCAAUGUUGCAAUCCAACCAUGAAGAGAGUCAAACAGGACAAAAACUUUCAAAUGUUUAGCCCUUGGAACAUUUCACAUAUAAGGCGUUAACUACGACCCGUGAACCCGAACCAUUUUUGCCCCCCACAUCGGCAGCUCCUGGGCCUCUGAUGUAAAACUUUAAAGUUGACAGAUAUGGCCAAAUGAUUGCCUCUAGGACGGCUUUCAUCCAGGGUCGAUUUGCCUCAAUUAGAGAGGAGCUGAGAGCAGAUAGAGGUGAGAGAUGAGAAUUAAAGGGCUGAAAUGUGUGUGCGUGUAUGAUCGUAUGUAUGUGUGUGUAUGUUGUUAUAUAGAAGCUUAUGAGCUCAUUAGAUAGCAGACACAUGGACAGCCAAGAGACUAGCAACGCUAGACAUCCAAUGUGAUUAUUUUUUUAAUAAAUCUCACACAGUUUGCAAUGAGAAAUGACAUUCUUGAUAAAAUAAAGACACCUGGCACUAUUCAGUGCACACGUACCAUGUAUCAUAUGUGUUCAAAUUUUUACAGAGAUGUUUAUGUCACAAACAACAGAAUCUAAUGUUUCACAAUGCUGUGUGUAUAUGUGUGUGCGAAUACAUGAGUGCUUUACAGUACAUGUGACCUUUUUAUGCUGCCCUUUGCUCCACAGGUGGUACCUACGUGGUUUCCUUUACAGACAGUCUGUCUGGGUUGCACUUUACAUGGUAGGCUUUUCCUGUGGCUGGUCAUCUCCAGUAUUUGACCUUUCAGGCUUAGUAGAUUCCUGUUUAUGACUCCAGCAUCCAGCAUGUGUGACUUUUGGCUUAAAGCACCUAUAGAGGAUUUCUUCGGCAUUAACUAUUUUAUAUAUACAUAUA
This is a messenger RNA of Paramisgurnus dabryanus, 2594 nucleotides long. RefSeq names its product leucine rich repeat containing 75Bb (gene lrrc75bb). The record is from RefSeq and is a predicted model, not a curated record. Lineage: Eukaryota; Metazoa; Chordata; Actinopteri; Cypriniformes; Cobitidae.